AUGGCUUCCAUUCCUCAAUACUUCUCCAAUGAGUUCUAUGCUUUCCCUAAUCCAAUGCCUGGCGGAAACAACAGGGGAGGUAUUGCAAUGUGGAGUGAAGAAUGCUUACCGCCCUUUUCCAAUAAUGGGAUACUUAAUGUGGUGCCACCAAAACCUCAUGACAUCGUUCCAUCCAUUUCAAUGUCAUCAUUCCCUGAGCGUCUUGGCAUUUUUGAUAUGGUUGUACCGUCAUUGACGGAGCGUAAUAUCAAUAUGGGUUCAUAUGGCAUCACGGGACCUCAUGGUUUUGAGUGUAGAUACCAACACGAGGGAAUUCAAGGUAAGCCUGCCCCAGAAGUUGAAGAACCCACACUGAAGAUUGGGAAGUAUUCAGUAGAAGAAAGGACGGACAAAAUUCUUAGGUAUCUAAAGAAACGAAACCAAAGGAAUUUCAACAAAACCAUCAAGUAUGCCUGUCGCAAGACCUUGGCUGACAAGAGUGUCCAGAUUCGUGGAAGAUUUGCAAAGAACAAUGAACCAUGUGAAGAUCAAGUUAGAAUGAAGAUGACUGAUUAUCCUAACAAAGCAAAAGACUUCAGCUACCAUGCUGAUUGUGUUUUGGACCUCCAGAUCAAACAUGAUGAUGAGGACUGGUUACAGGAAGCUAUGGCUAGUCUUAUGUAUUCACCAUAUAUUGGUGGGUGA
This is a messenger RNA of Ilex paraguariensis (yerba mate), 684 nucleotides long. Lineage: Eukaryota; Viridiplantae; Streptophyta; Magnoliopsida; Aquifoliales; Aquifoliaceae. The record is from the annotation of a GenBank genome assembly.